GAGAGAGAGAGGAGAGGAGGAAGAGGAAGAAGGAGAGUGGAUGGCAGUGAAUGAAUGAAAAAGCGGGAGAGGAAAAAAAUAAAAACAAGACAAAACAAAACAAAAAUAUAACUAUAACUAUUCCCCUCUCACAAAACGAUGACCUGUUUCGCUGGUGUCAAGGGGCGUGACCUCCUCCCCGGUGCCAGUGCCAUGUCAGGAGUGGCAAAGGGAGGCAGGCACUCAAACAAACACGAGGCGAGAACUGGCUGUCUGUCUGGUCUGCGCUCCGUGGUGGUGGUGGUGGUGGCGGCGCUGAGUGUGGCGGGCUGUGUACAGAGAGGGGCGUGUGUCCCUAGUGGUGGCAGGGAGAAGAGAGACAUUAUUGAUGACAGAGUGCAAAGAUACCUCAUGCAGUAUGGCUACCUACCCGCCUCUGACAUGGAGACGGGGAACCUGCGAACCGAGAGUCAACUGAGGGAGGCCAUCAAAACUAUGCAGCGCUUCGGCCACAUCCCCAUGACGGGCGAGAUGGACGAGGCGACGAGGAAGCUGCUGAGGACCCCACGCUGCUCCCUGCCCGACGUGAUGCCCGGGGAGGGAGACGACCUCAGGCGCCGCGUCAGGAGAUUCGUGAAGCAGGGGAAGAAGUGGGACAAGCUCAACCUGACGUGGGGCGUGCGGAAGUAUCCUACCAAGAUGCGGGAGAAAACAGGGGAUCCCGAGGAUAUGUACGGCUGGGAGAUACAGAGAGAAUUCAGACUCGCUACAGAGGUGUGGAGCCGCGUGUCACGUCUGGAGUUCACGGAGCUGGAACACAACCCCGAGGACGCUGACAUCGUUAUUGACUUCAACACGGGCUACCAUGGGGACGGCUACCCCUUCGAUGGAAAGGGGCGCACUCUGGCCCACGCGUUCUACCCCGGGCACGGCAUCGGGGGAGACAUGCAUUUUGAUGACGAUGAGCCGUGGGUGCAGCAUCAAAACGUAGUAGAUGAUACCUGGGAACGAGUGAGUCUCUUCAUCACUGCAGCCCAUGAGCUAGGUCACGCCCUGGGCCUCUAUCACUCCGACGUAGAGGGUGCCCUCAUGAGCCCCUAUCUCAUCCGGUUCCCCAGCUCCUUCCGUCUGCCCCAGGAUGACGUGAGGGGAAUCCAGGAGCUGUAUGGUGUGGACGAAAAGUACAAGGAGGACCCCUGGCCGUCCACCACCACAACCACCACUACCACCACACCCCGCCCUGCUGAAACGCCCCGCCCUCCACUGCGGCCCCCGAAGAGUGACAAGCCUGACACCUGCAACACAGAUUAUGAUGCCAUCUCUGUCAUCCGGCGGGAAAUAUACAUCUUCAAGGGCAAGUACUUCUGGCGCGUGGAUCCCCAAGGGAACCUGCUGCCCAACUACCCUGCUAAGAUCAACCGUUUCUGGUCCAAGCUACCGAAGAACCUCACCCACAUUGAUGCUGUGUAUGAGCGGAUGCUCGACGGAAAGAUUGUGUUCUUCAUAGGGGACAAGUACUACGUUUGUCGGGGAAACCAGGAGCUGCUGAAGGUGGGGCGCCUCAAAAACCUAGGGCUGCCGGCGACCCUCAAGAAGAUAGAUGCUGCGUUUGUGUGGGGCUACAAUGGAAGGACCUACUUGUUUGCUGAAACCAUGUACUGGAGGUUUGAUGAGACAAUUCAGCAUGUGGAGCUGGACUACCCCAGAGCAAUGGACAUGUGGCGUGGCGUCCCCUACAAUAUUGACUCCGCCUUCAAGCACAACGGCACCACUUACUUCUUCCAAGGCAAAAUGUUCUGGGAGUUUGAUGACUUCAGAAUGAGGGUGAAGCCAAAGUCGCCAGCCCUCUCAGCUCCCUUCUGGCUCGGCUGCCCCAACACCAAAAACCCUUACUACCCCAAGACCUCCUUAGAGACCCAUGCCACCGCCGCCGCUGCCGCCACCGCCACGCCCACCACAGGAACACCACAGCCUGCUAUACUCACCCUCCUUUUGUGUGCUGUGUGUCUAAUUUGCUGGGGUGUGGUGUAGUGAUGUUUUGUGUUUUUUUUUUGGGGUGGUUGUUUAUUUGUUUGUUUGUUGUUUUCAUUUCCCCGCUGUGUUCUCUUUGGUUUAGGGUUUGCUGCGUUUGUUUGUGUGUGUUUUUUUUUUUUUUUUCUUUUUACUUUUUUCUUUUGUUUUUUCUUUUGUUUUUUUCUUUUUUUUUUAUUUAUUUUCUUGAGUCUGUGUGUGUGUGUGUGUGUGUGUGAGUGAUUUCUUGGGUUGUGCUGUUAUUGUUCUUGUUCUUUCUUUUCUUGUUCUUGUUUCUUGCCUUUUUUUUUCUUUCUCCCUCUUGUUCUUGUCCCUGUUCUUCUAAUUCCUCUUAUUAUAAUUAUCACUGACAGAAUUUUUAACUUUCGUAUAUUGCAUCUGUUUACCUUUCUUUUCUUUUGGCUUUUCUAGUCCAAGUCAGAGAGAGAGAGAGAGAGAGAGAGAGAGAGAGAGAGAGAGAGAGAGAGAGAGAGAGUCAAUCAAUAAUACAAAAAAAAAAAGAAAAAAAAAUACUUCCGAGGUGCAUGUCCUAUACACAACAACCAGACAGCCUUAAUGAUGUGCCUGUAUGUAUAUUCAAUUCCCGCUAAUACGUAUAAUACAUUUUGCCCCGACUCUCAAGACACUUUACUGUAUAGCUGAGAACAUUUCGUUGCCUAUGUUGUGAUUUGUAUUAUGUAUCUUUCUGUGAAGGUAAGGCCUGUAUUCUGAAGUGCUCGGCUCUCACCACAACUGUUUUCAAAGGCCAUAGAGGUGAUAAGCCAGGUUUUCAAGAGUUUUCUCCUUGUGAUAAUGUAGAAAUGUUGUUAAUCUGUCACUAGAAUUGUAAAAACACUUAAAAACAGUCAAAUUCAGUCAAACAUGACUGUGUUUGAAAGCUACAGAGAUGAUUAGCCAAGUUUUCAAGGGUGUUUCUUCUGUUGAUAAUGUAGAAAUCUUGUUAAUUUUUCACUAGAAUCAUAGAAACACUUAAAAAACCUAUCUAGCUCCACCAUGACUGCAUUCCAAAGCUACAGAGAUGAUUAGCUGAGUUCUCAAAGGUGUUUUUCCUGAUGAUAAUGUAGAAAUCUUGUUAAUCUGUUCCUGGAAUUGUAAAAACACUCUUAAAAAACCUGUAUAACUCCACCAUGACUGUGUUUGAAAGCUAGAGAUGAUUAGCUGGGUUUUCAAAAGUGUUUUUCCUGAUGAUAAUGUAGAAAUCUUGUUAAUUUGUCACUAGAAUCAUAGAAACACCCUUAAAAAAACCUAUCUAACUUCACCUUGACAUUUUUUGAAAGCCACAGAGGUGAUUGGCUGGAUUCUCAAGAGUGUUUCUGCAGUUAAUCAUGUAGAAAUCUCAUUAAUUUGUCACCAGAACUGUAAAACACCCUUAAAAACCCAUGUCACUUCAUCAUGACUAUUUUCAAAGAGUGUUUCUCCUGUCAGUAAUGCAGAAAUCUCAUUAACCUAUCACUGCAACCAUAAAAGCACCCUUGAAAACCCAUGCAACUUCAACUAGAGCCUUUUUAAAUGUAGCAGAGGUGUGGCACAGAAGUGUUUCAGAAAUAUGGUCCUUGAUGCUACACACUGCCACACGUCACAUUCCCAUAUGGCCACACACGCGCUGGCUCACUGGUAACCUCUUCGCUUGGCUGCCUGAGGUUGGAGGUUCUCAAGGUUCGCAUCCCUCAUCUUUAAUUUUAGUGUCAGCUUCAGAAAGCCAGGAUUGUCUUGGCCACACUUUUGUUUGCCUCAUUCCCGGUGUGUGUGUGUGUUUGUUUGUUUGCUUGCCUUGAUGCUUACAGCAGGAGAGGAAUGCUGAUAUAAGGUGUAUUUAUUGUAGGUUUAGUUGUGUGUAUGUGGAAAUGGUGAUAGAGAUUAAAUACAUUGAUUGGGUUAUGUACGGAGUGAUUUAUGAAUGCUGUAGGGUCUUGUGUGUGUGUGUGUGUGUGUGUGUGUGUGUGUGUGUGUGUGUGGCAGGUAAGGACUCAGGGACAUGGUAACACUGGUAGACUGAUCCUCUCACUCACUCGCUCACUCACUCACUUGCUCACUCACUCAUUCACUCGCUAGUUGGUCUACGUGCUCCCUCCCGUCUUGUUCUGAAGCACACGGCAAACUAAUGUAAUCCUGCCCAAACCCUUGUGUGAUUAUAAGUUACUGAAUUAUCAAAAAGAAAGUUGAUCUGGUAUUUGACAAGCAUUAAUUUUGGCAGGAAUGAAGGAUGUUUACUACGUUUGAAAGCAAGAUAACAAUAUAUAGAUCAAUGAAUGAGAGAGAGAGAGAGAGAGAGCAUCAAU
Messenger RNA from Scylla paramamosain (green mud crab), 4289 nucleotides. Its product is annotated as matrix metalloproteinase-2-like. The record is from RefSeq and is a predicted model, not a curated record. The transcript has 12 exons. Gene Ontology annotation, biological process: extracellular matrix organization; proteolysis; collagen catabolic process. Gene Ontology annotation, molecular function: zinc ion binding; metalloendopeptidase activity. Gene Ontology annotation, cellular component: extracellular matrix. The coding region runs from base 139 to 2010 and encodes 623 amino acids. NCBI's taxonomy places the organism in Eukaryota, Metazoa, Arthropoda, Malacostraca, Decapoda, Portunidae.